AUGACCGGCAGGUCGACGGAUCAGAGGAUCAAUAGAAAUGUCUGCAGUCCAGGCAACUAUGCUUCAGACCGACAGCCCAGCGGACAGGAUGACUCAUGUGCGGCCAGCCGUUUUCUCCAGGCUAUUGGGUGGACACGUAGCUGUGUGCUUUCAAAGGACGAGAGGGUGGGAGCCGAGUCCCGACAAUGGAGAGAAACAAGAAAGAUAUUGACGAAAAGAAGAAAUUUUUACCGAGUUUUGGAGGCGGGUCCCCUUAAGAGGGCCGAAAGGCGAAAGACAUCGCAAGCAGCCUACCUGAUUCAGAGGCGACUGAUAAAACUUCAUUUUACACUUUUGUUCGCCCUCUAA
This is a messenger RNA of Protopolystoma xenopodis, 348 nucleotides long. NCBI's taxonomy places the organism in Eukaryota, Metazoa, Platyhelminthes, Monogenea, Polystomatidea, Polystomatidae. The record is from the annotation of a GenBank genome assembly.